AUGCACCGAUGUUAUGAAGAAAUAAAACCCUUAGCUCUGACUGAGCCCGAAAGAGAGAGGUUAUACUGAUUACUGAGAGGAGGCUAAAGCCAUGGCAGAUGAGAAUCACGUCUCAACCGAUACGAGUGAUGAGGGCAGCAGAUCUUUUUGGAAAGAAUUCUUCAAGCAGCAGUUCCAUUACUCCAAGUUUCUUACUUUCCAUAGAGACUGGCGGCUAUUCAUACACUCGCCGUGGCUGCCACAGAAAUGGACUUAUCAAACGAUAUAUGUUAUUUAUCGACUAAUCAUUGCAGUUUAUUUCUUUGGCUGGUUUAUAGCUACUCUCGUUGUUGGCACUGAAGUCCAUGGAUCAAAAUUAUUUAUAUUCCUCACUCACUGGGGAGGCAUUAUACUCAACCUAUACUUAUUAUCAGCUGCAGCUGUCACUCUUUUUUAUUUUAUUUAUAAACAUCAUUACAAGAAGACACCUCACAGAGAUCUGAAGCUCUCAGAUCUUCAAGACAGGCCUUUCCUCGAGAAACCCUGCUGCUUCAAACAGCAGGAGUCUCUCUCCGUCCCAUGGUACAUGCAGUUUGUUUGGAUUCUGUAUGUUAUCUCUUCUGAAAUGUCAAUAGAAGUCGUCGUGGGAUAUUGGCUGACUUUCAGCGGAACCGUUCACUCUUGGCCUGUCAAUCUUCACGAGCAUCUUUUUAACAUCAUUCCUGGCCUGAUUGACCUCUUUGUCACCGGACUACCGAUACGAUUCUAUCAGUUCUUAUAUAUAAUGGGAAUCAACAUUAUAUACGUCAUCUUUACUGCUAUUUAUUAUGCAGCUGGGGGGACCCAUUCAAACGGCAAUACGCACAUUUACUCCGUCUUUGAUUACGAGGGUAGAGCUGUUUUCUCCAGUUUCUCUGUUUUAAUAUUUGUGUUUGUUGUUCCAGUUGCACUCCAUUCCGUCUAUUGGGGGCUGUAUUGUCUAAGGACUUUCAUUCUUAGCCGGUUUCUAAAGAAAGCAUCACCAGAAACUCGACCAAGUCAGAGCACCUUCUCAGUGAUGGCUACUUCACCAGUUUAAUUUUUUGCAAGAGAUGCCACUGUUCAUUAAUAAUCAGUAUGAAUAAUAAUUUUUAAAAUUAAUUUUCAUUAAUCAUUAUUAUUAUUAUUAAUUUUUAUAACUCAUUAUCAUUAAUAAUCAUUGUUUCCAUGGUAACGAUGGGCGUAUACUA
Messenger RNA from Amphimedon queenslandica, 1208 nucleotides. Its product is annotated as protein rolling stone-like. Gene Ontology annotation, cellular component: membrane. The record is from RefSeq and is a predicted model, not a curated record. Lineage: Eukaryota; Metazoa; Porifera; Demospongiae; Haplosclerida; Niphatidae. The coding region runs from base 92 to 1057 and encodes 321 amino acids. The transcript is spliced from 2 exons.